Molecule: messenger RNA, 1686 nt
Organism: Umbelopsis ramanniana AG
Lineage: Eukaryota; Fungi; Mucoromycota; Umbelopsidomycetes; Umbelopsidales; Umbelopsidaceae
Exons: 5
Coding region: 17-1561 (514 amino acids)
Biological process (GO): regulation of adenylate cyclase activity; cytoskeleton organization
Cellular component (GO): cytoplasm
Molecular function (GO): actin binding; adenylate cyclase binding
Source: RefSeq, a predicted model, not a curated record
CCUUCAUCUCUUACUUAUGUCAGAAUUCCAUUCCCUUGCUACCCUCAUCAAACGCCUAGAGGUAGCUACCACUCGGCUGGAAGACUUGGCCCUUUCGGGCAUGUCUGCUUCUACCAUCACCGCCACCCAUCCACCUGCUGCUCCUUCAGCUUCAUCUGCCCAACCUAAAGAGGCUCCCGUGGAGGUUCCUAGAGCUGUCGAAGCAUUCAGUAGCGCAAUUGAUACCCCAGUCAAACGGUUUAUUGAACUAUCUGGCCAACUCGGUGGCCCUGUUCAGGAACAGGCUCAACUCUUGCAACAGCUCGUCAACGCUCAGCGCGAUUUUAUUCAUUUAGCCUCUAUCGCUAAGAAGCCCGAUAUGAGCUCACCUACCUUUGCCAAACUCAUAGAGCCUAUUCAAAAACCUCUCAUGGCUAUUACCGAAGUGAAGGAUAAGAAUAGAGGUCACAAACAGUUUAACCAUUUAAGCACCGUAGCUGAAGGUGUUCCUGCAUUUGGUUGGAUCGCUGUGGAACCUACACCUGCACCUUACGUCCAGGAAAUGGGCAACGCUGCUCAGUUUUACUCGAACCGAGUCGUGAAGGAGUUCAAAGACAAAGACCCCCAGCAGAUCGAAUGGACCAAGGCGUUCUUGGCUAUUCUUAACGAGCUAUACAGUUAUGUUAAGGAGCACCACCGCACUGGACUUGUGUGGAAUCCAAAUGGUGAAAACCCCGAGUCAGCUUUCAGUAAGGUCUCGUCUCAACCUUCUGGAUCUGACGUUCCUACCCCCACCGCACCCCCACCAGCACCUGCACCUUCUGCUGGAGGCCCACCACCCCCUCCUCCUCCACCUCCACCCGUCAUGACCGAAUUCGAAGAUGCUGCUGCCAAGCCUGCACCUUCCGCCACGGGAGCUUCCGCCGUGUUUGCUGAGUUGAACAAGGGUGAAUCAGUGACAUCAGGUCUUCGCAAGGUUGAUAAGAGUCAGAUGACACACAAGAACCCAUCCUUGAGAGCAGGAAGUGUUGUUUCUGAUGAUGCUGUGAAGAAGACCCGUCCACCAACUCCAAAUAAGCCCGGAAAAUACGUCUUGAAGAAGCCUGCAAAGACCGAAUUGCAAGGAAACAAAUGGGUUGUAGAAAAUCAUGAAGGUAACAGCGAUGUUGUGAUUGAAGGUGAGAUCAAUCAUGCUGUCUACAUUUUUGGAUGCAAGAACUCCACCAUCCGUAUCAAGGGCAAGGUCAACGCCGUUACCAUGGAUUCAUGUCACAAGUGUGGCCUGGCUGUAGACACCAUUGUUUCCACUGUCGAUCUUGUUAACUGCAGGUCAUUUGGUGUCCAAAUCUUCAACGUUACCCCCACCAUUGUCAUUGAUAAGUGUGAUGGUGGUCAAGUCUACUUGAGCAAGAACUGCUUGGAUGUCGAGAUUUUGACUGCAAAGACAUCCGCCGUCAACAUUCUUGUGCCUGAAAGCCCUGCCGAAGACGCAGAAUUUGUAGAGCUUCCUGUCCCAGAGCAGUUGAAGAGUACCAUUGUUGACGGCAAGGUCGUUACCGUUGCCGUCGAACAUGCCGGUUAAUCAAUAGACUGGUGAUGUGGUUUUAUCAUUUUUUGAAAGAAAAAAAGAAAUAUUUCAUUCAUAAAAUACUGUAAUUGUUCGCUUAAAUAAAAAAAGAAAUAAGCUGAACAAUGGCUAGAAAGUGU